Molecule: messenger RNA, 450 nt
Organism: Cylicostephanus goldi
Lineage: Eukaryota; Metazoa; Nematoda; Chromadorea; Rhabditida; Strongylidae
Source: the annotation of a GenBank genome assembly
UUGGACAGAAAUUGCUUCAAAAUUACUUUUCAGGAAGCUAUCAAAGCUUACGACUUGGAAUUGGAUCCGCACAAUGAGACAGCGCUUCAACUUAUAGAUCAUCUUACCGAAGUGACUUUUCUGGCAUUUGAGGCUGGUUUAAAGCCAAGUGAUUUACGUAAUAGCAGCUUCAAUUCACGAUGGAGUCUCGCAUCAUCAUUGUUUUUCACUACGACUGUGUUAACAUCUAUCGGUUAUGGUCACCUGAUCCCAAUUUCACCCGAAGGACAAAUAUUGUGCAUGUUUUAUGCGAUUCUAGGGAUCCCGCUAACCUUGAUAACCAUAGCAGACGUGGCCAAAUUCUUGGCAGAUUUUCUUGGAAGGCCUGGAGAUAGCCCACUGGGAGAGGUCAGAGUCACUCUAUUCAGAGAUUGUUCAUUGUGUACUUUCAAAAGUCCUGAUAUAUGGUAA